Fusarium oxysporum Fo47 is the source of this 411-nucleotide messenger RNA. RefSeq lists its product as uncharacterized. Lineage: Eukaryota; Fungi; Ascomycota; Sordariomycetes; Hypocreales; Nectriaceae. The record is from RefSeq and is a predicted model, not a curated record. The coding region runs from base 1 to 411 and encodes 136 amino acids. The transcript is spliced from 2 exons.
AUGUCGGCCCCUAUCAGACGAACGAUUAAGCAGGUUAAGCUUCAAAUCUACGAUACUCUUGAACUUGAGCAACCCAUCAUUGGCGGCGGCCUUCGAAUCCACAAUGCUCUUGAACUCGAGCAACCUAUUCUUGACGGCAUCUUUUGUACUAUCAAAGUGAAAGCUCGGCCCUUCUCUGAGAAGCUUCGAUUCGCAACAAUUAGCGAUGCGCAAGGUUUCAAGAUUAAGCUAGUCAAGCUUCAGAAUGCUAUGCUCGAUCAACAAAAGCAACAAGACAUCGAUAGGUCUCAGGUUGCUGACAAUACUGAGGAAAGAAAGGCAGAAGACGACGGCGAAGCAAGAGAAUACCAUGCUGCCCUUCUAAUUACAGACAACACUUUUCUGACAUUAGACAACUUUAGAGUAAUUUAG